Trichosporon asahii var. asahii CBS 2479 is the source of this 1845-nucleotide messenger RNA. Its product is annotated as transporter. Gene Ontology annotation, cellular component: fungal-type vacuole membrane. The transcript is spliced from 3 exons. Gene Ontology annotation, molecular function: basic amino acid transmembrane transporter activity. Lineage: Eukaryota; Fungi; Basidiomycota; Tremellomycetes; Trichosporonales; Trichosporonaceae. Gene Ontology annotation, biological process: transmembrane transport; basic amino acid transport. The coding region runs from base 1 to 1845 and encodes 614 amino acids. The record is from RefSeq and is a predicted model, not a curated record.
AUGGCGCGGCCAGAGACGACUCGUAGCAACGGUAACGGCGCCGGGCGACCAGCCAGCGUCGCCAACAGCUUCAGCACGAACGCGCCCAGCACCAACGGGGCCAACACGCCCACCGAGCGCACGCGCCUGCUCGCCGGCGCUGGACCGAACGGUGUCACGGUUGAGCGCGAGGACACGAUCAGCUAUGCGACCCACGUUCCCGAAGUGCCGACGCAGAAGGCGCACUACAAUCUUGUCGGACUGUCGCAGUACAACUUCUGGGUGCUCUGCUGCAGCAUGUGGAGCUGCUCCUUCCUGGCCAGCUUUGACGGCACGAUUGUCGCGACGCUGCUCGGCCCAAUCUCGUCCUCGUUCAACGCCUCAGACCUCGGCUCGUGGCUUGGCACAUCCUACCUCCUGUCCGUGUGCUGCUUCACACCUAUCUACGGACGCCUCUGCGACAUUAUUGGCCGCCAGAGCAGCAUGCUCAUUGCCCUCAGCUUCUUUACUCUCGGAAAUGUUCUUUGCGCGGUUGCUCCCACCAUGGAGCUCCUGAUUGCCGCUCGUAUGGUCGCGGGAAUCGGCGGAGGUGGUCUCACGUCGGUUGGAAGCACGAUUAUGAGCGACCUGGUCCCCAUUACGCACCGCGGCAUCUUCCAAGGAUGGGGUAACAUUUUCUUCGCUUUAGGCAGUGGUCUCGGCGCUCCCAUCGGCGGUAUGAUCUCGGACAAGGUCGGAUGGCGCUGGGCAUUCUACUUCCAGAUCCCGCUGCUGAUCAUGGCCGGCGCUCUCAUCUGGUUCAAGGUGCGAUACAACAGCGAGUUCAAGCCGUCCGGCAACAUCCUUAAGCGUAUCGACUUCCUCGGCUCCGGCCUGCUCGCGGCAUCGAUCGGCAGUGCCCUCCUCGCGAUCUCCAUGAUGACCUCGAUCUCGCCUCCCGAGUCGCGUAUCACCAACGGCCUUUUCGUCAUCAGCGCUAUCUCCUUUCUGCUCUUCAUCUAUGUCGAGCUGAAGGUUGCCAACGAGCCCAUCCUCCCCGUCGAGCUGCUCACGCAGCGCACCCCGAUCGCCGUCGCUGUCAACAACUUUACCAUUUCGGUCCUCUCGUUCGGCACCAUGUACAGCGUCCCGCUGUUCUUCCAGGCCGUGCGCCUCAUGACGGCGACUGAGGCCGGACAGCACAUGGUGCCCAACAGUGUCCUUGGAUCCGUCGGCUCUCUCUUCACAGGCUACAUCGUCCGCAAGACUGGCCGCUACUGGUGGUUGACAGCGUUCUGCGGCUUCUGGGCGGUCGUCUCGGCUCUCCUGCUGAGCACGUGGGACCUGAAUACGAGCGACUUCCUGCUCUGGACGUCCUUCUGUCCCAUGGCCUUUGCGAUGGGCAGUGUCACGACGCUGACGAUCGUGGGCUUGAUCGCGGACAUCGGUCGCGAGCACGUCGCGGUCGCGACCUCGCUGUCGUACAUGUUCCGGACGAUCGGCCAGGUGCUCGGUGUCGCGCUGUCGGGCGCGCUAACGCAGGCUGUGCUGAAGCGCGAGCUGCACAAGCGCAUCACGGGCCCCGGGUCGGAGGAGCUCAUCCUCCGUAUCCGCCAGAGCAGCGAGGAGAUUCGCAAGCUCUCGCCCAAGCUCCAGCUCGCCGCCACGACGUCGUACGGCAAGGCGCUCCACGCCGUGUUCGUGUGCAGCGUCGUGCUGGCCGUCAUCGGCGUGCUCAGCGGCAUGGGCAUGCGCGAGGUCGACAUGAACAAGAAGCCCGCGCCUCUUACCACCGAGCCGGAGAGCAUCGAGGAGGGUGGUCAGAGGUCGUACGCCGCCGUCGCGAACACGCCCCGCGAUGCCCGCAACGGCUCCGCACAGGCCUAA